Pseudogymnoascus destructans is the source of this 417-nucleotide messenger RNA. RefSeq lists its product as uncharacterized. The coding region runs from base 34 to 417 and encodes 127 amino acids. NCBI's taxonomy places the organism in Eukaryota, Fungi, Ascomycota, Leotiomycetes, Thelebolales, Thelebolaceae. The transcript is spliced from 2 exons. The record is from RefSeq and is a predicted model, not a curated record.
ACGUAGUGUCAUCCCACGGCGAGGGCUAACGGGAUGUACCACGCUUCUGCGUCCCGACGUCGAUUUAGAGUGUGGUUGCGACGCUUGUGCCAACGCCGCGGCUGGAGGGACCCCAUGUACGAGGUCUACCGAAGCAGCUCCGGAUUCACCUGUCUCGUGCUCGUCAAUGGGCGAGAGUACCGUACCGACCUGGCGUACGAAUCGGAUCAGCUGGCGCAGGAGAACGCUGCCAUGCGUGCAUUCAUGGUGUGCCGCAACUUCUCUGUCAAUGGCGGGAUGCUGGCCAGGAACGGGGUCGUCCAGGGGCUGCCGGCCACUGAGGGCGGAUCGCGCCACAGGAAACGGGGUGGGGCCAGGCUCCCUAGCCGCCAUUCGCCCAGCCCGAGUAACAGCGACUCGACAUCGUCCUACGAAUAG